AUGGGCCUUCUCGACAUGUUCGGAAAAAAGAAGAAGGUCAACAAGGACGAAGUCUACGAACCUUUUAGGGGUUCUGGGGAAAGCGGAAGCAGCGAGAGCUCCGCGCGGAGCCAUGCACCCCCGGCCCGAGCCGGUUACUUCUUCGCCGCCGCUACCGAGCCGAGCAGCCCCGGUCGCCAGCGCGAGAUCGAGGCAGUCCUGGGUAGCGAGAUCAGGGUCGCCGAGAUGGAGGCGAGGCGGACGGUGACGGUGAUCCACCCGGACCGCCCGCCAGCGCAGCCCCAGGUCGCCAGGAUGGGCUGGGCCAGCCCGCCCCCUCCGAUCUCGCUGCAGCGAUCCAACGCGUUCAGGCGCCCCGCGCGUCUGCAGGAGGAGAACCGCUCGCGCCCAAGCAACCGGGCUGACUACCGCGACUUGGAAUACUGCCCCACGGUUGCGCUGCAGCAGCGGGCUGAUGCGGUGAGGCGCCCUGAGCGUGUGCCGCGCGAGGCCUUGCGCCAGAACAACCAGGUUGCCCCUCAGGGGUACACUCAGGGGUACAUUCAGGGGUACUCUCGGGGGUAUUCUCAGGGAAACUCUCAGAGAUACGCUCAGGGCAGCUCUCGGGGAAACGCUCAGGGGUACACUCAGGGUAACCCUCAGGACAACUAUCAGGGCAACUAUCAGGACAACCCUCUGGGUAUCUAUUAUGGUACCAUUCCACGGCAGAGGGACAACGCAGCCAGGCGCAACGGGCGUGGCCAGAACGAGCAGUAA
This is a messenger RNA of Phialemonium atrogriseum, 756 nucleotides long. RefSeq lists its product as uncharacterized. The record is from RefSeq and is a predicted model, not a curated record. The transcript has a single exon. Lineage: Eukaryota; Fungi; Ascomycota; Sordariomycetes; Cephalothecales; Cephalothecaceae. Bases 1 to 756 code for a protein of 251 amino acids.